AUUAUAAUGAGCAAUAUUGAUUAACUUUUGAGAAGUCGACCAAAAAUUUUAAAAGGGAGCCAAAAUUUGAUAUAGAACAAACCUACAAAUGAAUUUAGUCUUAAUUUAGACAAAGCCUUAUUUACAAUGUAACCAGCUCCGAGAUUGAUUGUACCCAAGGAAGUCAAUGUGAAUAAGUAGAAGUAUGAGGGAUAAGUAGAUCAAGUUGACAUGUAUUCAUGAUUGCUUACUAGAACUGAAUAAGAGUUUGAGAAACUAAUACCGAAGAAGCAGAAGGAUCCUCCCAUUACUAAUAAGAAAAUUGUUAAUGAUAAAUAAGAAAUGCCUACUUAUAUAUUAGAGGAAGAGAAGACUAAAUAAGUAAGUACAUCAAAUAAUUAAGUUUGUUAUGGAAGCAUUGAGUGAGGAGUUGGCGAGAUUGGAUUCAAACACAGAAAAUUUAUUGAAGACUUUGGAUUAAGAAAAGGAGAAGAUGGGAUUGAUGAAGCAGUAGAACGACGAAAUAGAGCAGUAAGUUAAGUUGAUGGUUCAAAAUAAAAGAUUAGAAAAUAGGAUCUCAUAGUUGGAGGACUAAUUGAAGUAUUUGAUUUAGGAUAAUUUGAAGUGUUCCAAAAGAAAUUAAAUUAGAUCUAUUAAAUGCUGAUUGGAAUGUGGCUAAUGAGAAAAUAGAAUAGAUGUUCAAAGAAAAUUAAGAAUUAUUCAAUGAAGCAGAUUAAAUUGCACAUGAAUUCGCUAAAUAAUAAUUGGAAUGUGAAAAUGAUUGA
Molecule: messenger RNA, 764 nt
Organism: Paramecium octaurelia
Lineage: Eukaryota; Ciliophora; Oligohymenophorea; Peniculida; Parameciidae
Source: the annotation of a GenBank genome assembly